Cadophora gregata is the source of this 2279-nucleotide messenger RNA. RefSeq lists its product as uncharacterized. Bases 8 to 1978 code for a protein of 656 amino acids. The transcript has a single exon. Lineage: Eukaryota; Fungi; Ascomycota; Leotiomycetes; Helotiales; Ploettnerulaceae. The record is from RefSeq and is a predicted model, not a curated record.
CACGUGCAUGACGGCUGCAGCUCCUGCACCUGUGGCGUGCAUCCUCCUCCUCUUUAUCAUUUCUGUAGAGACAUUCUUAGCCUCCACUGACAAAACCAACAGUCUAUGCACAAUGUCAUCCCCAUCCCCAACCCCAUCGUCGAAGUAUAUUUAUUCUCCUCUCAACCCCACCACACAGGAAAUCCGUCUCAUCACCCUUCAGUCUAACGCCAGCCUCACUGCACCGGUCAUCCUCACACUCUCCACUGAAUCUCUCUACAACAAGCCAUCAUACGAGGCUACAUCCUAUGUCUGGGGCGAUCCGGCUAUCACCGCUCCAAUCACUCUAGAUGGCGUCUCUGUCGACGUCACCACCAAUCUGGAGACAGCCUUGAGAUACUUUCGGUUGGAGUCAGAGGAGCGCGUACUAUGGGCAGACGCAAUUUGCAUCAACCAGCAGGAUAACAAAGAGAAGAGUGUGCAAGUUGGAUUUAUGGGCGAGAUCUACCUGUCAUGCACCAGAUGCCUUGCUUGGCUCGGAGAAGACCUUGAAGGAGAUGGCAAGACAGCAUUUACGAUGCUCAAGGGUAUCGUCGCCGGGGAUGCGUGGCCAUUCAACGAAUGUGCUGGUACAGCGAGACACUACGAGUCACAGCUUCAAUCGCUAAGCCGAAUGAUGAAUCGACCAUACUGGUCACGGUUGUGGGUCGUUCAGGAAACUGUGCUGCCUCUAGAUGUCGAGUACUGGUGCGGAAGCAGUAUGAUAAAUCGUGUUGACUGGACAGAGUCGGGACAUAUGGAUUGGUCAGCUCAUAUUCGAGCAGGCGGAUUGUGCGACACUUGUACUCGUGGACUGUAUUCGCUGCGAUUCGAUCCCGUACGGUCCUUCCGAAAAGGGGUCAAUAACUCUGCUACGGAAGCCGACUUAGCAUCAGAUAGCAUAAAGAUUGUGCAACAUAUGAGCGAGCUCAAGUGUCAAAAUCCUCUGGAUAUAGUAUAUGCAUUAAGGCAUAUGAUGACUUCAGAGUUUCGGUCUGGAAUUCCCAUCGAUUAUGAAAACACAAGCCUCAAUCAAUUAUCCGCACAAGUACUCGAAGCUGAUAUCAGAGAAACCGGCAAAUUGAGAGCUUUAGGGAUGAAGCAACUAGACGAGUCUGAGCUGGCCUUGUCCGAGCCAUCCUGGUGGCCAGUACUUUACAAGGACGUACCCACAACAUUCGAGAUCGAGGGCAUGCCACGAGGAAGAGGAUCUUUCGAAUUUGUCAACUUUCGUGCAUCCGGUUUGUCCCAGCCGAUUGCAGAGUUCAACAUGAUGGAAGGCGGUAUGAUGGGAAUAGCGAGUGUUAUGAUAGCAAGAGUCGAAGCUAGUGAAUCAUUACAUUCCAAAGACAUGGGGUUGGGUGCAGCAAGAGCGGCGAAGCUUCUCUGGGAGGAACUUAAUCCUGACGCAGACUACACCCGUCUCGCAGCAGAUAAAAAAUGGCCUACAGGUGCAGAAAUCGACCUUAGUACUCCUUACAUCGGAGGAGGAACAAUUCGUAAUGCUUGGUGGCGGACCAUGGUGUCAGACGUUAUCAUAAAUGAAAACUUAGAAGCUCGUCGUGCUAAGCCGGAGGAUGAGACCCCGUUCUGGGCCUUCAUCAAGAUGGUUUCUGGGACUACUAAAGCUUCUUGGGACUGGGAAGCAUUUCUGAUGGGAGGGAGAUCGGAAACUGACUAUAGCAUGCUCUUCAGUUGGGGUAUUGCAUGCUGGAGGCACUCCUUCAUUACAACAGACCAGGGAUACAUCGGAACAGGACCUUUAGCAACACUUACAGGAGAUGAAGUUCACAUUGUUGCAGGAUGUAACUGGCCAUUACUCCUCCGAAGGGUCACUGAAAAGACUGGAUCCUCCCCCGGAACCUACCGCUGCCUGGGAAGAUGUUAUAUUCAUGGCGUCAUGGACGGCGAAGUCGCAGAGAAUUUAGAGGAUCGAUUGUCCAAGAUCUAUCUAGUUUGAUUGGGGUGCAUGAGUACCAGAUAUUUGAAUGGGUACGACACUGAAUGGCGCCCGGAUGUGUUGUGCAUUAUUAGCAAUAUGUCCAAGGGUCUUAUAGGCACGUCGCGAUAUAGCUUUGAGGCCAGACGUGCUAGUAAUGUAAAAGAUAAUAGUCUAGCUAUCAUUCCGUAGCGUACUGGGCAGCUGAAUUGGUACGAUACUAAGCCUAGAGAAGAGGUGACCGAAGAGUUCGGCCCAGUACAAUCUCUGUUUUUUCGAUUCAAGUUACCUCUCCUCUUGCUAUGCGAACGACUACUGUCAG